GAUAAAAGCUCGUCCUGCGGGGCUGCUGCAUGUUCGCGUCCCAGGUUCAGGUCCAGACUGUGUCCUCAUCUGCAUCUGUUUUCAGCAUGUCGGCUCUGCUGGGGGUUUUCGCUAACAGCCCUGAGAAGAACACCACCGGAGCUCAGGACUGGACGGAGGUGUACGAGGCCGUCCGGUGGAUCCAGCUCGUCAUGGCUCUGCUCAGCGUUCUGGGUUCGGGUUCCAUCAUCGUCUGUGUGGCGCUUCAGAGGCUCAGCCGCACGCCGGAGCUGCAGCCUCUGCUCCUGCUCAGCGUGUCCGACCUGCUGCUCGCCCUCUGCUGGCUGAUCGGAGGAGCGCUGUUCUCCCGGCGCUGCAGCAGCCUGAACACACACUGCUACCACCUGCACACCGUGGAGCAGGUGCUGUACAUGGCCUCCUUCUUCUACACACUCAACUACGUGUGGAACCUGUACACCGGAAUCAGAGAGAAGUACUACAGCUGCAGUAACGGAUACCCAGUGCAGUUUUCCAACAGAGUGAGCACAGCUGGCAAAAUCACAGCGCUGCUUUCAGGUCUGUUUCCUGUGCUGCUGAUGACACCUGUGCUCAUACAAGGAAACAUCAGCCGGUGUCAAGCCAACUUCAGUGAGCCCUACAGGUGUCUGCUGAUGCACACUGGAGCGCUGUACCUGACCUCAGGGCAACACAAGCCAAUCAGAGCCUGCAGACUGCUGCAGACCUACGGCCUCGCCAUCUUCCUCGCCACCUUCAUCCUCACGCUCGUCAGCAUCACGGUGCUCGUGGUGAAAGCCCGUCAUAUCUACAGGCGGGUCGUGACAUCAGGUGGUUACCUGGGAAACCAGCAGCGGGCGUCCUUCCGCGUGAUGGGCCGACGGAUGCUGCUGUACCCGCUGAUCUUCGUCCUGUGCUGGGGUCCAGCGGUGGGUCUGGCGUUUCUUCGGGUGGUGAAGCCCUCAGCAGGUCAUGGCGAGGCCGGGGUCGCCCUCUACAUAUCACAGGCGUUCACCUCGGCCUCUCAGGGUUUCCUCAACUGUCUGGUCUACGGAUGGACUCGUGCUCAUCUCCGCCAAGCCGGCAGGAGGGUUUUGUCUCGAGAGGCGGACACUCAGACGCCGCUGCUGAGGUCUCAGAAGAAGAGAAGCUACCAGACGCCACGCACGGUCGGCUGAAGGCGAGACUUCAAGUGACAGACUGAGGCGGAGCAGGUGUUUUCUGUCAUCUGCUGCAAAGACUCCACAGGAAAGUCUGAACUUUCACUUUCAGCGGGAGGGAAAACACCGAGGCUUUGUCUCUGCAGGGGAUGACGGCUUCCACCCCUGAUCCUGAACCACUGAGGCGACAAAAAGGGAAGAAGAAGGAGGAGGGGGAGUUUACACCAAGAGGAAGAGCAAACAAAGGAAACAGGAUUUGAAAGAGACAUGGUGCAUUCCCUCUAAACCCCAAACCUCCCGGGUGGACUCGAGUCUUUCACAGUUCACUCCACUGUCUGCCUUAGAAGGCCUUUCGUGUUAGCAUGUUAGCUGCCCCUCGUACCUUCAGCUGCCUUUGAAUUCUGCCCAUAUUUUACAAGUUUGAUUCAAGACGAAGCAGCUGUGCAGAUUUUAGGCUGCCUGAAUCAUCCUGCAGCUUUUUAAACAUUUCUUAGCGACUGACUGUUAAUUUGCUUACAUCCUCCAAGUGUUUUUGUCAGUGUCAGUACUGCACAUCCUUCACUCGCUCGCUGUGGUCCUGCUUCCCACGCCGAAGGCCGACAUGUGAAAGGACUCAUUCAGAAAUCACCGCACGGGUUUUGGACUCAGAUGUGACCACAAACUGAUAACUGAUGAAUGAACAUGUGACCAAGCGUGCAGAAACGCACCACAUGACCGUCACCCCGAGAGACGGCGCCCCUGCCUGACGCAGGAGCCCGAGCUCGUUAUGUGAGGGGGCCGCCGCCGCCGCCGCCGCCUCCACGCUGUGGGCGUUUUGCCAGAAUGUGCAGGAGAACAAUGGAUUUCCUCUUCAAUCAGACCUCAACUUAUCUGAAAGGCUGAAGUUCAUCAAGUCGCAGCAGGAAGCCGUCAGCGCUGAUGAAUCAAAACUGAAAUCAGUGAAAUGAAAUGUCAAGCGUAUUUCUGUUUUCAAGAAAUUACAUUCAAAAAUGAUCUUCAUAGUUUGGUUUGUGGAACAACAAACAAAUACACAAUAUCACUGCUGGAUGAAAAGAAAGUGUAGACAGAAGCUGACUGACAUUGUGUGCAUUAAAAGCUUUUCAAGUGACAGAAAGACGACUUUGAAUUUUUUAUUUCACAUUUAUUGGUUUUUGUGUCUCCAUGAGGCUGCUUUGUGUCUGUGGUCCAAAAGCCUUCAUUCAUCUUCAGCUUCAACUAAAAUGAUGACAGGCGGUUAUUUUCUUUAAAUUUUAGCAGGUUUGGAGGAAGUCGUCAGCCACCUUCUCAUACUGCAAACACUCGAUGAGCCAAAACCAGCAGAGUCUUUCUGACUCACAUCACAUGAUCACGUUCUCGUCAGGGUCCCAGUAAACCAUGAAAGUGUGACAGGAAUCAGGAGGACACAAAGAAAGCAGCACCACGUGAGGACGUCAGGACGUUCCUCCCUUCACGUCCUCCUGAACCCCUCAGCUGUGCUAUCAGAGUCAUAAAUCCUUAACUUGUUUCCAUGGA
This is a messenger RNA of Scatophagus argus, 2666 nucleotides long. RefSeq names its product transmembrane protein 116 (gene tmem116). The coding region runs from base 30 to 1172 and encodes 380 amino acids. Gene Ontology annotation, molecular function: G protein-coupled receptor activity. The record is from RefSeq and is a predicted model, not a curated record. Gene Ontology annotation, cellular component: plasma membrane. Lineage: Eukaryota; Metazoa; Chordata; Actinopteri; Scatophagidae. Gene Ontology annotation, biological process: adenylate cyclase-activating G protein-coupled receptor signaling pathway. The transcript has 11 exons.